UGCCAUGUGUUCUGGGGUGACCCUUCUUGAGCAGGGAGCUGCAGCCAGAUGACCCCCUGUGGUCCCAUUGAACCUCACCCAUCCUGGGGUUUUGUGAGCCCCUGCAGAGCUGAAAGGAUAAUAAACUGUGUUUGUACAGCUGAGCGUUGGAUCUUCAGGAGCCCUUUCCUGUAAACUUGCCUAUUUUGUAUGUAAAUUCUAAGUAGUUUCUGUCUCUUUAAUUCCUAGCGUUCUCCACACUUAAGUCACUGAUGUUUUGCCCGUCUAAAUUUAGAUUCUUAAUUUCACAGGUUUUAAAGGCAGGAGGAUUUGGGUGGUGUUGCAUGUUAGUUUUUUAAUCAUUACUGAAUCAAACUUGGUUAUUUAGUCUAAAGUUAAUUCCUAGGAGGAGCAGUUCAUUACAGUGUGAUAGAUUCUUACCAACAUAAGGCUAAAAUAGUGUUGCAUUCUCUCCUGUUCUUGUGGGAAAAGAAAUUGCUAGAUGUGUCAUGUGCUGCUGCUGCUGCCUAGCAGCAGUGACAGCAGCAGAAGGCCAUGUUUAGUCACUGUCAGUGGGACUUUCUAACAUGUCUGCCUUUGGUCCCGGGAGCUUCUAAAACUGCCAUUAGACAAAUUUUCUACAUGGCAUUUAUUGCUCUUGUGACUUUUAUUGAUGGAACAGGAGGGCCAAAGCAGUGAGAGUUGGAAAGUAUUUCUGUUAUUCCCUGUGCUGAACACAGCACACCCCACCCUGUUGCCCCUUCUGUGGGGAGGUGUGAAGUGGUUUGGGUGCAAACUUGAGUUUCCUUUGCUGAUCAGUCCAAGUGUAUGAACUGUGGCUGGUGAGUGUGUGUCUGCUCCCCUGUGUGCAGCAGUUCUACUCUAGUGACUCUUUCCACCUGCUGUUUCUGCUGAGAUGCUGUUAUGGAUUUGGCUCUUAAUAUCCAAGCAGGCCCACAGGAGUAUGUUAUGCAGUGUCUGGCCAGUUACUCCUUCCUUCCUGUUGUAAAUAGAGGUGUCUGUGUGCACUGAUGAGGGCAACUGUGGCUUUAAACACGUCAAUCAUGUGCCAUCCACCACACUGCCUAUUCUUUUCCCCAAAAGCUAGUUUGGAAAAAAUUAUAAGAUUACAAAAUCUGUAUUUCAGUAUUUUUUCUUUCAUCUUCCUUCUAAAUCUAGACUGUUCCCUCCUGCCAUAUUUAUAUAAGAAUUGCAUGGUGUUGAGUCCUGUACUGGUGUGAUAGUUUUCUUAUGUUUGUGCUUUUGUUUUGUAUUUUUGGGGGAGUGGGGUUCGUUUCUCUAUUUGUUUGUUUCUCUGCCAGUACUAUAACGUUUGCUGUAUGUAUGAAUAUAAUGUUUAUUUCAAAGACUGAAUGUUUUGGUUGUGUCGGUUUAUGUGUGGGUGAGAUGUAUCUCAAGGCCUGACCUUGAGGGAACUGAGGAUACAUGCAAACACUGGAACUGUUAAAAAAGUCUUUUUCACAACUGCUGCUGCGCCUCAUGCCAUGUGCCCAGUGUUCUGGUUUAAUGAUUUCUAGUGUCAGGAUUUCACUAAAAAGUUGCAUUCUAAAAGUACCCUUUUUCUUUUUUUUUAAGGUAGUAGAAAGAAAAAAGGCCAAGGAAGGGGAGAGAAGGUCUUGCAGAGUCAUUAAAAUCAGAAGUACAUGUACAGCAGAAAAAAAGACUAGCUUCUGAAGAAACUAUAGAGGAUUUUAAAAGUGGGGAGUAAAAUAAAGGGAAAAGGAGCUGCCUUUCCAUCCCUGUUCCUUUAUUUCAGGUAACUUUUUGGCUCCAGGCAGAACCAUCAUAUUGCAAAAAAUGAGAAUGUAGUUGGCAAUGUCAUGUGGAAGGUUGGGUCUACAACAUAACGUUUUGUUCUGUGUGUUCUGAUCACGAUUCGUUGUUUUGAAAUACCAGUCUUUUGGAUAGGUCUGUAGCAAGGAUCAUGGAAGCCUGAGAGAUUUGGUUUUCUGCAUUUCCUUCAAAAGAUCUGGGACUUGGGGCCCAAAUAUCCCACAGAGGUACCAGAUUGAGAGCUUUGCAGCAAGAGGCAGGAGCACUUGGGCCAGAGCACUGCUCCUAGGAGUGGCUGGUGCAUGUGGCUUCUUUUUCUGAGAGCCUUUGGGGAUAGGUGAUGGUGUGAAACUGAUACAAUGCAACACUGAGCUUCGCCCAAUCUAUUGCCAUUCUAGUCGGUGAGGGUUUAUGGUCAGAUGAGGAUGGUGUGUAGCUCAGCAACUGCUGUGUUUCAAAGGAAGGGAGCGUGGAGUGUGCUUAUGCCACCAUCUCAAAAUCUGAGUCAAAAAAAGCAAAGGGGAAAAAAAAGUAACCUGAAACCCAAAACAAUUUGUGGCAAUGAGUGAACAGACCCUUUGGUCCAGCUGGUCUAGUCUCUCUGUGACCUCACAGUACAGCUGCAUUUAUAGGCAGUUAAAUCCUUACUAACAGCAUCCUGCAAAUGGUGAAAAGAGAAGGAUCAUUGCUAAAGUCAAACAAAGCAUAUUCUGGUGAGAGCAAACGGAGGGUUUCACUGACUUGUUUCCUUUAAGUGUACCACUUGGGAAGGUGUUUUUAAUGACUGGCAUUUAAAUUGCCUGGGUAUGUUCUAGGAUCUGAUAAAAUACUUAUAAUGCUUCUGACACUGAAAAUUAUUGGGGUUUUGGUUUUAAGGUUAAUUGAAACAAACUGUGCAAGUAGUAGUAGUAGUAGUAGUAGUUUUUGUAUAACAGUGGUCCACUAGGUCCAUUAAUAACAGCUGCUGAGCUAUUUUCUUUUUGCCAGGUUAUAAAAUGACUACAUAUAAAUGUGAGUGAUGUCAUUCAUAUUAUAAAAUGAAUUAAUUAUUCAAUUUUGCAAUUUGUAAGUAGGAAGCCUUACUUGUUUUCACCUAAUAGUUUCAUAAAUCAUUUUAAUUUCAAGUACAGUUUAAGAAAUUGCUUUCAGGACUUUGCAGAGAAACUGAUUUAUUAGGGCAAGCAAGAGUAGUAACCAUAAAGACCUCUGAAAGACUGUAAUUUGGAUAGCAGAGCUUAAAUCGUGGUCUUGCUGUUGUGUUUUAGGUGAUUGAGAAAAUGCUCUGUAGGGAAGAAAGCAAAAAUAUUUGAAUUGUUGUGGUUGGUAGCAGCCACCAGAGACUGUCCCAGUGCUGAGUGCUGGUGGCUUUUCGUUUCCCUGGAUCACAGCCUGGUGUGUAACCAGGGAAUCAGUGUGAACCUUCUAUCUCCUUAUGUACAAUACAGGCAAUGGGUGGAAAGACAUGGUAGAGAACUUAGAAGUGGUAGUGGCAAAUAACAGUAAUUAAUGCUUUAUUUUGCAAAGAAAGGCUUAUUUCUUAAAUUGCAGUUGAUUGCUGAGCUGUAUUUUGGGAGCUGUCUUUGUCUCCUAGUUGAGUCACUAAAUAUGCUUCUGUCAGGAUUAUCUGAUGUUAAUGCUGACUUUGCCCUUUCUUAAUCAAGUUGCUGCUCAAAUGUAAUUGGUUUUGGAUAACAUUUUAUGAGACUUGCUUGGAAAGGAACAAAAUCAAAUCAGAAAUCGCUGGUUGAUUUUCAGGCUCGGCAAAACUCACCUGUGUAAGCUAAGUAUGAAUUUACUGGAGGGGAAACACAGAUAAUAAUCUUCAGAAAGCACAGACAUUUGAAUAAUUUUGUGAUGUAUCCACAUAGUUCAGCCUUGAAUGUAAUAUGCUUCCAGGUAAUGUCUCAAUUGUCAGGACAGUGUUUUUUCCUCAGUUGUGUAUCUCAAAUUCUUUUUCUAAAGAACACAUUUCUUAUUUUAAAUGUACAUUUUUUUCCAAAAUUUAAAAUGCAGUUUGUGUCAAAACUGAAAUAUUUGCUUAAUGGUGUCUGUGACAGACUGUUGUGAUUUGGAGUCAUGAGCUGAAGCAUUUCAGAUGUAUCAGUGUGGGAUUAACCUCAGGGUAUGUGUCCUGAGUUCUCAUAUAUCUUCUAUAUAGAUAAAUACAUAUAUACUCCAUGUAUCUGGGUGCUUAAAUUAUUAGGAAAUUAAUUAAAUUAGUAAGUGAUUCCUUAAUCAUUUAAAUUGAUUCAUGGGUAGCAGUCUACAUUCCUCUACAGUCUAUUACAUCUUCACCUGUAUAAUCUCCAUUAAUUUUUCAGGAGCAAUACUUUAAAUUGUAAGUUAAUGUAAACUAGUUCUUGGACUGUUCACAAACUGAGGUGAUGAGAGAAGAGGUCAUGUGAGGGAACUGAAGCUGAGGAAAGAAGCUGUUAGAUAAGUUUUUCUUUAAGUUUUUCUUUUAAAAUGAGUUUUUCUUGUGUGUUUUCUGAACUUGAGGUUUUCAUUCAGCAGCUGUGUUUAGCAGUGAACUUGACUCAAGUAAACUUGAGUUUAGGAGGUGGAGAAGAAGAUUUUUAAAGUCUAGACCAGGUGAACUUUCAAGUUCCUUUCUAAAUUGGGCUGUUCUGUGACUCAUUUUGAAAGGAGGGAUGUUGAGGCAAAGUUUUACUUCAAAGUUUUUCAUUCUGAGGAGUGUAAAUUUUCAGGUUCUUCAAAGUGUAACCUUGUUCCACAGAAUACAUCUGAAUUUCCUCUUGAGACUGCUAUGAGAGAUAUGGAAGGAAGUAGCAAGACUGGAAAAACAAACCCUGAAAAUUCUCUGGAAAAAAAUGAUGGGCAGCUGCAUGGCAAAUGGUCUAAAAGAGUAGGUCAGAUCUCCGGUAAAGACAAUAGAAUUGAGGAAACAGAAAACAAAGAGCACAUUGCUGGUUCUACAAGCCAACAAGCUCACUGGGGCAGGACUUACCCAUAUCUUAGUGCUCAGGAAGGGAUUCUUGAGCCUGAUGCAAAUCUGAAGUACAACACUGGGAUUUUUGAUUCAGCCAGAAGUGCAGAUGCUUCAGAAAGCUCCAAACAGAUGCAGCAUAAGAGGACACCUUGCAAGUAUGGAAGUGGCUGUUCCAGGAAGAAUCCCAUUCACUUCCAGCAGUUCAGUCAUCCUAAUGAUGAUGACUAUCACAAAUGGAGAUGGUGGCUCAGGAUGACAAUGACAGCCAGCCUGAGUGUCCAUAUGGAACAGCUUGUUAUCGGAAAAAGGGCUGUGAAGAAGGACAGUGUCAAUGAUGGUGCAGCCAGUGAAUAUGACCUCAAUGAUGGCUUUAUAGAUGAGGAGGAGGAGGAGUGCAAACCUACUGAUGAAGACUCAGACUGGGAACCAAGUUCAGAAGAAAAGGAUAACGAAGAUGUUGACACACGUGUGCAAGAAACAUGUAGAUUUGUUAGGAUCAAAAAAUAGCUGCUGAGAACAGCCUUAUAAAUGUCCAGUGUGGUUGUGUUAACACAUGGUUGCACAAAGGAGAGGAAUUGUUUGAAAUUUAUUUUUCCAUGAUGUAGGCAGUACAGGAAGGUAAUAAUGGAGGUGAGGGGAUUCUGCAAUGCCUUUCUUAGCCAUAUGUAUUAUUUUUGGGCUGGUGUGGUGUUUGUUUUAUUAAGUUGUGGACCCAGAGGAUAGAGCUCAGAAAUUUUGGUGGGGUUUUUUUGUUGUUUUUGUUUGUUUGUUUUUUGCAAUGCCAUUGGUAUCUUGUAUUUUGAAAUACAGUUAUAAAGGUUGUUAAAACUUCAUCUUCCUGUGCUUGAAAGAAAUGUUGGUAGGAAAGCCUAAGCCAUUUUUAUUGUGCAGUUAGUGCCGUUUUAAACUUCAUUAUUCUGCUUCCAUCUUUCCCAGUUGUUUUGUUGAUUCUCUUGAGGUACAGUAGUUAAAUACAGGUUGUCUAAAUCACUUGAGAACAGGAUCUCAGUGUAUUGAACCACUUGAUUGGGUCGACAAGAAGUGUUAUUUGCUCUAAUUACAACAGUACCUCUUUCUGUGUACAUCACAGAAAUGUUUCCAUUUUCAGCAAAGUCUCAAUGACUGUAUUUUUGCACAAUUAAACGUGUAACAUACAGUGGGAAAAGCAUGUAACUGUGUCUCUGAUUUCUAAAGACACUGUUGGAAGAUCUUGCCUUCAGUGUGUUCAUCACUCACUUGAGCUUCCUGGAAAGCAAGUUAAAAGGUUUUACUGUAUUUUGGGACAGAGGACUUGGAGCCCUGUGAAUUUGGCACCUUUUUUUGGUCAAAGUCCUGAAGUUCAGCAGGAGAAGCAUUCUAGUAUGGCUUCAAAUAGGCAUCCAAAUACACACCAGCUGGUUUUAUGGACUUUUCAGGAGGACUUUGUGGAUGUGCCCUCUACAACUCCAAUGCCCUGAUUUUUGACUGAGCUGGUGUGCUUGUCUUGUUGUGAAGAGGCUCCUCUUAUAGGAAAAACUGCCAAGGGGAACUCAAACCAAGCAUUGCCUGGGCCUUGCCACUGCUGCAUUGAGCUGUGUGCAGACUCAGCUCUCAGUAGCCCUGAGAUGUCCUGCUCCCAUCACGCUGGGGCCAUCUUGGGCAGGGAAGUUGCCCUUUGAAGGAAGCUGCUCGCCUCAGGGGAAGCUGCCCUCAUGGCCAGGAGGCAGGAGAGCACAGACCUGGCUUGAGCUGGGCUGUGUCACAGAGGAACUGUCUCAGUCCUGCCCAGGAGGCACCUCCACAAGGAGGUGCAUGCAGCUGCCACAGGCUGGAGUAGCGCUCUCUGGAGGAAGAGGAGAAGGGGGAGCCAGCCUCAUGCUGAGGUGCUGGCAGAGGAAGAAGCCACUUUCCUCUGGAGCACAGGAGAGGUGUGCUCCAGGCUAUGGGAUGUAAGAGGGGACUGUGCAGCCUCAGGUCCCAGCAGUUCAGAGGCUGGGCACUGGGGAUAGACCUUGUGGACCUCAGCUGCUGCCUGUUUCUACCUCAUUACACACACCCCCUUGGCACUUGGAAACUUCCAUUCUUGUAGGGUCAUCUUGGUCCUUACAGAUUCUGCUGAAAGGGGAAGCAUUCUUUUUGACAGAUUUCUCAGAUAAAAAUGAAGUGUCAAUGUGGCAAUAUUA
Motacilla alba alba is the source of this 6885-nucleotide messenger RNA. It is a transcript of the gene APLF, whose product is annotated as aprataxin and PNKP like factor. Bases 4541 to 5230 code for a protein of 229 amino acids. Gene Ontology annotation, cellular component: nucleus; site of double-strand break. Gene Ontology annotation, biological process: double-strand break repair. NCBI's taxonomy places the organism in Eukaryota, Metazoa, Chordata, Aves, Passeriformes, Motacillidae. The record is from RefSeq and is a predicted model, not a curated record. Gene Ontology annotation, molecular function: DNA-(apurinic or apyrimidinic site) endonuclease activity; 3'-5' exonuclease activity. The transcript is spliced from 4 exons.